ACGACUGCUCAACCGAAAGGGACUGGUCUACUAUAGUAGGCCUGAGCCUAUUGAUGUCGUCCACUCUAAUAUUCAAUGUCCACAAUGAUCUCGGGGAAGAUACACUUAGUAGCAUGCACAAGUUUCUCGAUUAUGGGCUACAGGCGCUCAAUAAUAUCGAGUCUCCAGACGAUGACCCUUUUGAUGGGGACGGGAGUAAACCGUUUCACGAUGUGAUAUUUAUGAUCCGGGACUGGACUCGACCCGACCCGCCCCACGGCCUAGAAGGGGGUCAAAACUACCGAAACGCCAAAUUUGAGAUCAAACCUAAACAAAAGCCUACCGCCAAAAGGUCCAGACAAAUAAUUAUUGACAGUUUUGAGAACUACCAGUGCUUUCUGAUGCCCAGCCCAGGGCUGGAGGCUAUUAGCGGUGACUCGGGUUUUAAUGGUUGCGCCAAUCGGUUGACCGAAGAGUUUAACACAAGAGUCGACGAGUUUUGUAGGCAUUUGUUGGGUAACGCCGACGCCAUUAAAGUCAAGACUAUUAAUGGUAGACCAGUGCGUGGUGGUGAGCUAGCACACGAUGAGAUGCCCAGGGCCAGUGAUAAUGUCGAGGCCCGACAUAGGGCAGCCGAUAUUCGCUUGAUCAAUCAGUUAAAGGAUGAGUACGUGAAUGAGAUGGCAAUCCUAUCUCUGGACAAACCAUUCAAUGGUCGGACACAACUCGGGGCCCAAUCGGACGACUUGAUAGACAGCAUGAAAGCGAAGUUCAGUUUUCGUAAAAAAUCUUCCGACGAGUCGGUGAUACAGGAGUUGACAGCAAUGUUAGCCCAGACACUGGACACGGCUUUCCAGUCGAGGUAUUCGGAUAACGAGAACCGGAGGCUUACGGCUACCAAUGAUAUGAUCACUGAAUUGGUGGACGAGUUUAAGGCGGAUAUCAAUGAACACAUUACUCCCGAUGACUACAUCAGUGAUUAUACUUUCGCCAAAAUAGUGGACACAAAACGGGAACACAUUGUCAAUAGGUUUGACACGUUUUGUGCGGUUGAGCCACAAUUGUUUGACUCACAUAAGCAAAGGUUAUUGAAUCAAAUCCAAAGCGAGUCCAAUGUUUUUAUCUCUAAUAAUAAUCAACACAAUCAUCAGUUAAUUAGCACUUAUGACAACUGUGUGGCAAUGCUUAAGUCCAGAUAUGACCAGAAAAUGAACGACCUAUACACUGACCCUGCUAAAUACUACGACACCGAGGAACUGGAGGCACUAAGCCUGAGCAUACAGCUUGACCUACAGGUGACUCUGGACGCCUGCGACGCAAACACCGACGUCAUACCCAUAACGCCCUACAAGGACUCCUUAGACACCUAUAUCCGGGACAAAUUACAGGGCCUCCUCAUGAUGAACACCCAGCGUCGUGACCAGGAUAUCAGUGCCAUGGAGACGGUUAUGUCAAACCUGGUGAAGGAAUACGAGGACGAACUGAACGCCUGGAUCGAGGACUCGACAGAUAUAGACACUCGGGAGGAGUUCCUCAGACAGACCCGGGAUAUCAGCACCCGUCUGAUUGCUGAAAACCGCCAUAACCUGCGACUCGACGUACGAGAACUUAAAGACCGAUUUCAGGCUACCGUUCCCGACCUGAUCGACAUAUUCGCGGAGCACGUGGACAGCCGUCGCGCUACUGAAAAAGUAUUGGCCGACCGUAUCAUCCAAUGGUAUAACCAGGAGAUGGGCCGGGAGUACGACAACACAACAUUCAUAAUACCGGAGCGCCUGGAGGGCAUACACCGGGGACUGGUAGACACAGCCCUAAAAAAGUUUAAAAAUCAACGUGGUCAUAUAACCAGCGACCGGUACGAUGAGCUAGUCAGGGAUAUCCUAAAAACGGCGUACCAAACGCACCAGGAUGAUAACGACAAAAACGCACCUACCGUUCCCGCCGUGGGCAUAGACCUUGGUACUACCAACUCCUGUGUGGGCUACUAUAAGCCGGGUCGUCAAAACGCUGGACAGGUAGUCAUAUUCAAGAACCGGCACAACUCGGAGGUGACCCCCAGUUGCGUGGAGUUCCGCGACAAUAGUGAGCACCCGGUGGUGGGUCAGGAGGCUAAGGAUAACCGACUUGCGAACCCCCGGAAUAUCAUAUUCAGCGCCAAACGACUCAUCGGUCGCAAGUAUGAUGAGCCUGAGGUGGACAGGGAUUUCGUGGCCCCCGACACUAAGCUCUACCCCUUCCAAGUGGUAGACGUGGGUGACAAUGACGCGGGUGUAGAGGUCGAGGUGGACGGUAUGGUCGCCCAGUUUUUGCCGGAAGAGGUGUCGGCCCACGUGCUCAGGAAGAUGAAGGAGGUGGCGGAGGAGAAGCUAGGUUUCCCCAUACAGAAUGUGGUGAUAACUGUGCCUGCUUACUUCAUGGAUGCCCAGAAGGAGGCCACUAAAAGUGCGGGGGUUAUGGCCGGCCUUAAUGUGCUAAAGAUUAUCAAUGAGCCCACGGCCGCCGCACUGGCCUAUCAGUUGGACAGGUUUGAGGGGAUUGAGGCCCGGAAAGUGCUGAUAUACGAUUUUGGUGGAGGGACAUUCGACGUGGCUGUACUCAAGCUGGAAAAGGGUAAGGUGGAGGUGUGCGCGUUUGGUGGGGACAACCAUUUGGGCGGUGAUAACCUGGACAACAAUGUCAUCAACUAUUGCCUCCAAGAGUUCUUUGCACAGACGGGUAUCCUAAUAGACAGGACCAGUGCUGAAGGGGAACGGGCUCUCAGGCUAUUGAGGUAUUCCUGCGAACGGGAGAAGUGGUUACUGUCGGAGGCCAUGUCGGCCAACAUUUCCGUCGACAAUAUAGUCAAUGGACAGCACCUGGAGGUCAGACUCACGCGCGAGAAGUUUGAAGAGCUUAAUGAACACGAGUUUCAACGGACUAUCGAUUGCGUGGAGGAUGUGCUGAACGGCGCCGGUAUGUCAGUCGAUGACAUCGAUGAUAUUGUUCUGGUAGGCGGGUCUACCCAUAUACCAAAGGUUAGGGAAAUGAUCAAGGACCAUUUUAAGGGCAAACAACCCUCGUCCAGAGUCAACCCAUUACAGGCGGUGGCUGAAGGUGCCGCUAUCCAGGCCGCUAUACUAAACGGAAAUCAAGCGCAAAAGCACCGGAACCUCCGCGUACUGGACGUCACCCCACACACCAUAGGCGUCAAGACUGCCGGUGACGUGAUGUCGCCCAUAAUCCCGGCCCGGUCUGCGGUCUGCACAACGUUUACUAAACAAUACAAGACUAUUGUCGAUAAUCAGCCUGAGAUAGAGGUGGAGGUGUAUGAGGGCGAGGAUACCGUGGCCUCCCGUAACAACCUGUUGGGCAAGUUUAUGGUGACAAACAUACCGCCCGCGGAGGCCGGGAGGGAAACCAUAUCAGUCAUGCUAUGUGUCAAUGAUGACGGGAUAUUGAAGGUUAGGGCUGAGGUGCUGUCGAAGGGAACGGUACACGAGAUUGAGGUGACGGAGCAUAAGGGACGGCUUAGUAUGGAGGAGCUGCUGAGGCGCCGGCAUUGA
This is a messenger RNA of Oppiella nova, 3521 nucleotides long. The record is from the annotation of a GenBank genome assembly. NCBI's taxonomy places the organism in Eukaryota, Metazoa, Arthropoda, Arachnida, Sarcoptiformes, Oppiidae.